Molecule: messenger RNA, 1155 nt
Organism: Sceloporus undulatus (fence lizard)
Lineage: Eukaryota; Metazoa; Chordata; Lepidosauria; Squamata; Phrynosomatidae
Product: trans-1,2-dihydrobenzene-1,2-diol dehydrogenase-like
Exons: 7
Coding region: 121-1125 (334 amino acids)
Biological process (GO): D-xylose catabolic process
Molecular function (GO): nucleotide binding; D-xylose 1-dehydrogenase (NADP+) activity
Source: RefSeq, a predicted model, not a curated record
GGCUGAGUCCAGAGUUCAAAAACAAGGUUGUGGAGAUUUACCUUUACAGGUAGCCAUACAGAAACUGGUGCCAAGCACUAGUGGUUGCCUUGCUCUAAGCUCACUCUGUUUAUCUCUCCUAUGGGGGCCACCUGUUGGGGCAUCUGCUCUGCUGGGAGGAUCAGCCAUGAUUUCUUAGUGGCCCUGAAGACUCUUCCUCUGGACGACCAUAAGGUGGUGGCUGUAGCUUCUCCUAAUCUCAGCCGGGCUCAGGAAUUUGCGAAGAACCAUGACAUCCCAAAGGCUUAUGGAUCUUAUGAAGAAUUAGCUCAUGAUUCCAGUAUAGAUGUGGUUUAUGUGGGGGUGAUACCACCAUGCCACCUCUCAGCCACUCUUCUUUUCAUUGAGGCUGGGAAAAAUGUGCUCUGUGAGAAGCCCCUAGGCAUGAAUGCCAUGGAGGUCAAGACAAUGGUGAAGGCAGCUCAGGAAAAGAAGGUCUUCCUAAUGGAGGCUUUCUGGACCCGCUUUUUCCCUGCUUCAGUGAAGCUUCGUUCCCUGCUGGACCAAAGAGCAGUCGGGGAUGUGGUGGUACUACAUGCUGAAAUUGGAAGCCUGCCGUCAGUCCCGUGGGGAGGGCAGAAGGAGCUUGGAGGAGGUGCACUUCUAGCUGUGGGCCUCUACUGCGUCCAGCUGGCCUGCAUGGUUUUCAACAGAGAGAUGCCGGAAUCCAUUGUGGCUUCAGGGUUCCUGUAUGAAACAGGAGUGGAUCAUUCAGCCUCAAUAAUCCUGAACUAUUCUGGUCAACGUCAAGCUGUCCUCACAUAUACCAGAAAGGCCAAGCUACCUAAUCGAGCAAGCAUUUGUGGGACCAAUGGAAUAAUUGAGUUUCCAGAUACUUUCUGGUGCCCAACACAGUUGGUUGUCAAUGGCCAAAUGGAAGAGUUUCCCCUUCCUUUGCCAUCCCAAAAGCUGAACUACCCCAACAGCACUGGCCUACGCUAUGAAGCAGAGCAUGUCCGACAGUGUCUUCUUCAAGGUCGAAAAGAGAGCCCCAUCAUGUCUCAUGCUGACAGUGAGCUGGUCCACUCCAUCCUGGAUGAGGUCCGGAGGCAGCUGGGUGUAUCUUAUCCCCAGGACCACUCCUGAACCAUCCUGGAAUUGGGCUUUAACACCCUG